AACAAGGAGACGCCUCGACCCCUCCGCACACAACCACCGCGCACGCACCGCGCACGCAACAGCGCCUCUCGUUCGCUCGCACGCGAAGAGAGCGGCGUCGUCAAUUCUCGCUAGCACGGCCAUUGAUCGUGGCUAGAGAGUGUGUGUGAGAGAGAGAGAGUUUUCUUCCGACGGUGUUGGUUAAAAACAACAAGGGCCGCGAUGAUGAGUAGGCUCGUGGCGGUCGUCGUGUCGAAAUCGGGAGUUUGAUGGAUCGUCGUCACAGGCGGCAGUGGCGAGAGGGAGGAGGAGAGACGCUCGCUUCGUGUUGAGUAAAGGAGACGGGAAACGCGAAUUCUCUACCCCACCCUCGACAACGACGACGGCGGCAGCGGCGGCUGCGGCGGCGGCGACCAAACCGAGUCGGCGGCUUCGUUCACGGCUGUCGUAACGCGGUCCUUUAUCAUCUAAACAAACCACAAGAACGACGAGUGCUGAGGCGAGACUUCUCAGAGCUCCAUUUGCAAGGAGGGGAGCAGCGCGGCGGCCUGGAGCCAUGCCGCAGAUGGAAAGGGCCCUCAGAUCUACCAGGAGAAAACGGCAAGCGGCUGGAGGCGGUCAGGAUGAGGCCACCGACCAAAAGGUGUUGUGUGUGUCUGGUGGCAUUGCGAAGGGGCGUGCCGCACACUUUCCUUCCCCUACCAUAAAGGAGUGUGCAUUCCCUGUGCAGACCUGUCAGCCCACCAAGAUGCUUAUGAACAUGGGAACAGUGGUGAAAAGGAGCCGGAGCAAAAUAAUGAAAUCUGAACCAAAAGCCGAGGCACCGUUCAAUGUAGAGAUGGUGCACAAAGCAAGCACAAAGGAGUGCUCUCCCAACUUUGAUGAGCGAAGUGAUGAUGCAAUAGGAGCCACGGGCGGCACUGACCUCAUGCAGGAGACUGAAGAUAAGCCUGUGUAUGACUUCUCGACCAAAGCAAGAUCUUCCGUAUCUAACCUCGAUGAAGACUUUGUGCCUCGUGCCGAGACUGAGGAUGAUGCCCGGCAAUUGGCCGAUUGGAUUUACCACAGCGACUCGCCUUCCAGCCACAGCCAGCCAUCGCCAUCCUCCAGCCACCAUUUUGGCGAUUCAGAGUCUGAUGCCGGCAACGACAGCCGGCUUGCACAGAGAUCAGGCCAACGGCGUGUCAAGACCUCGAGGAGGAGGCAGCAGCAGCAACAACAGCAGCAACAACAGCAGCAGCAACAGCAGCAGCAACAGCAGCAACAGCAGCAACAACAACAACAACAGCAGCAACAACAGCAGCAAGAUGUACACCAUGGUAGUAAUUUUGCAGGUGUCUCGGCUAAGCGCUUGCAGUCCAGUAGCCAGUUGUUGCGCCUGCAUCAGCCUCAGGAUACACGCGUGGUUGGCGAUUCGAGUGCCCGCCACAGCGGCGAUGUGGGCCGCAGCACCAGGCGGAAAGAGUGGAUGAGGCUGAGGAAGCAGAAGCGGGAGGCUGCCGCGCACAGGAGGUACGCUGUCUUGCAGCAUUCGAGCAGUUCGAGUGACAACGACCUCUCGGAUAAUUCCUCCAGCACCACCACCUCGUCAUCCACCUCUUCCUCCUCUGACAUCGAUGAGGGCAUUCAGCCCAGCACGAGUACGACAGAAAUUGGCAUUGAGCGAGUAGACGAAGACGUGAUGGUGAUUGAUCCUCCCACUGUCAACGUUUCGGCUGCAGUGAACGUUGUUUCAACUGACAGUGAAGUUGAGAUUAUCGACGUUGAAGACUCCACAAGCCGGCUGGGCCGUGUGUCCCGCUUACGGGAAUCAUGGGGUGUGGGCGAGAGCCCUCGGACAUUCAGCCGGCGGUCUCUUUCCAGUGGUUCGGCCUGCCAGCAGGCCAACCGGUCUAUGAAUGCUUCAUGCCAGCAGUCUGGUGUGAGUCGCCCAUCCCCCACUGAUGUCGUGGACUUGAGCCAGGUGGAAGAGGCUCCAGGAGACAUUGUGGAUCUUACUGUGGAGGAGGAAGGGGCACCGGUGGCAUUUUAUGACGUAGCUGAGCCACAACCGCAGGGUGAAGGAGGUGCCACAACUCCCCCAACUUCCAGUCUGCCUUCCUCAAGCCAGUCUUCCUCCCCUGCCAGCCGCGCCGUGCCCUGCUCGCUGCCGACUUCCGUCAUUGUCUCUUCUUCCAGCCAGCCUGCCACCACACUUCCACAUUCUUCAGAGGAACUGGGCAGCAGCGAGAGUGUCAGCCCUGUGCAGAACUCGCCACAACCCAUGCCCAGGCUGCCCGACUGCUGCGUGGAGCAUUACGAACCGUGUGAGCGUCCGGCCUUCGGCGCUGCGUCCUUCGCCCACCAGGGCCACGUGGGGCACGGGGGGGCAGCCUUGCCUCAGCUGCCGAGUGCCGGGUUGUCAGGCGGUUCCGGAGGUGCCACUGCCUUGCGGCCUUCGCAGCAUCCUCAACAACAGGCCGAGCACCCUCCUCACCAUGGGUCGAGUGCACGCUCCCCGAACGGCCAGCCGCGUGACCAGCAAUUGGGUCCCGUGGACCUGAGCAGCUCGUCAUCCUCCGUGGGCAGCCAGGGCUCAGCUGCCGGCUUGAGUGGCCGCUCCCUGGAUGGAGGGAGUCCCCCCGAGCGCGAGAGGCUCCCUUGUCAGGAGCCGUCAUCCUCGUCUUUGUCGGCCCAUGGGUUCUCAAACCGCAGCACUACCGACUGGCGGCCGUGCCAGACGGACACCGGGGGGGUGCGCGAGUGGCAUGGUGCCGAGCGUGGCGAUGCGGUCGCUGCGGCCCGUGACUGGCACGCGUCCGGCGCACAGCCCGAGGCCUCUUGCCGCACUUCAACAAGUCACCGAGAGAGUUAUACCAGGCGCAGCGACGCCGACUCUGCGGCAAACGGUGUCGCUAGCAGUGGCAGCAUCCUGCUGGGGUCAGUGCGGUGGCGUGAGCGCUACUCCGUGCUGGAGGCCUCGCUGGGCCAUGGCAUGGCCCUACGCUCGCCGGCUCGCAGAGACUGGUACCCCGGCCCGCUGGAGCACACAGACGGGCAGGCGCCUUCCGAAGCGGUCGGCCGCCGAGAGGACGGAUACGGCUUUCGCUCGGACAGCUUGGCCUACGAGCUGCCGGGCAGCCUCAGGGACUGGUACAGUGGGCUCACGGACCCUGGUGGGUUCGGCACGGCGUCCACCGAAGCCAGGAGGGAGCAGUACACAGAACAAAUGGCCGGCCCGACUGUUGGUUACAGCCAGGUGGGCCAACCACAGGCCCCCUCCUGCCACCACCACCUCCUUCCGCCCACGUGUGCCCUCCGGAGGCCCAGUCAUCACCAGCACCACCCUGCCCUCCCUCAGUACCACCACCAUCACCACCAUCACCACCAUCCCCCGUGCUCAAUCGCACGGCCUCCCCAGGCCGCCCCUCCGCCGGCACCGCCAGCUGCGCCGCCGCCCCCUCCGCCGCCCCCCGAGUACGCCAUCCCGCACGUCGUGCACCACUCGCACGCGCACGGCCACUUCCAGGCGGCAGCUGCCGCAGCGGCCGCGGCCGGCAUGGUGGGACCUCACGGCUCGCAGCUGCCUCCGCCGCCACCGCUGACUGUGCCGCACGCGCAGCCCGGCCAGGCCACGGGUCCCCCACCGCCACCACAGCAGCCGCCUCCCCCGCAGCAGCAGCAGCCACCGCCCGCUCCUCCUCCCCCACACCGGCUGCACCAGCACUUCCUCAUCCAACAGGGACUGCAGGAAAUCCAGCGGCGCCGCAUGAUGCACCACCCCAGUCGUGUGCAUGAGCGGCCUCCCCCGCACCCUCACCGCAUGCACCCCAACUAUGGCCAUGGCCAGCAUAUCCACGUGCCCCAAACCAUGGCCAGCCAGGCACGGCCUCCUCCUGACCUUCUCACCUGGGAUGUUGCGGUGGAGCAGGGCAGUGCAGGGCAGGCCCCCUUCCCUCAGGGCCAUCCGAUGAACCCCUACCUGCAGCAUCAUCGCCACGGAGCACUGCGACUCCACCACUUCCCCGGCCGCCUCACCCUGCCCGUGGCAAUGCCCGACAUGUCGGGCUAUGCUUCUCACGUCCCGCUCAUCCCCCGCAACAUACAGGGAUUGUUCUUCAGAGCAGAGGACCUGCUGCAGCUGGAGGAGAGGCUGGGAAACGUGAAUCGCGGAGCUUCCCAGAGCACCAUCGAGAGGCACACCUAUCCUCACAAAUACAAAAAGAGGAAGAGUUUGGAGAAGGAAGGUGAUGAUGAGGGUGGAGCUGAUGAUGAGAAUGAGGAGAAGUGCACCAUCUGCUUGUCUGUUUUGGAAGAAGAGGAAGAUGUCAGACGUCUCCCUUGCAUGCACCUGUUUCAUCAGGUGUGCGUGGACCAGUGGCUCACCACUAACAAGAAGUGUCCCAUCUGCCGCGUGGACAUUGAAGCUCAGCUUGCCACCGACAGCUAAAAAUGGGCGCACAACUACUUGCUGCCAGUGUGUGGCUUGUAGAUCCCAGAACCUUAACACUGUCAACAAUUCUUCCUCAUUAAACACGUGUUCGUCUCCGAAGCUCAAUGCAAUAAUAUGUUUUUAUGAAGCUAGUUUGCGUCCCUCUGUUGGACCGACCGACUUUCCACAACCCGUAGCGCUGCCUCCAGUGUUUGAACGCGUCACCAGAGUGGUUGUGCUCUCCAGCAGGCCGGCGAGUCACGCCGCAGCACACGCUUUGCUCCCCCGUCCCGUGUCUGUGUGAAAUUGGCAGCGUCACGAAUUUCCAUGGUGUGUGACGUGGAAAGGCAGUGCUUGUACCCCAAAAUGUUGCUGCUACGGCCAGCAGGCGGUUAAUGUUUUUAAAAGCAUUAGCAGGAGCACAAAAUUGCCUUUUUUGCUGCUGUUUCGAGCAAGCUUGAUGUAUUUAGCAAAGAUUACGACCAUGUGAUCCUCAGGGCCCCAUAGUUGGCCUGCAACUCCUCUGCAUUGCCUGUCAUAUCGGCAUCCUGUCUUUUCAGUGGUCUGCCGAAGCUCUGGCCUCAUCCCUAUCUCCAGCCAAGCGCGGCCAAAGAUGCUGAGAACCAAACACCCAUAAAGUGACUAACUGGUGAUUGUAAUCCAUGAGCGGUGUGGCAUUUAUUAUUGUGGCCAGUUAAUGCACACGCCUCCCGAAGAGAGAGGCACACACCGCUCCAACAACCACGAGUGGCCUAGUGCUGUGGGUGUCCAUGUUCAUGACUCGCGUCUGCUUCUGCAAAGGCCGGUCAUGCUUCUUAAUCGCUCAACGCUUUUACAAAACGCACAUUUUGCUCUUUUUUUCUGUCAAGCCAAUGGGUGAUGUUUAAAGGGGGGGCACUUCUCUGUGCAGAGUUGUGCCAACAGCAGCCAACGCUAAACUGUUCAAAGCUGUAGUUUAUGUCCGUGUUUGCAGUUUUGCACAGAUGCUAUUUUGGUACUGUAACUGUGCUCAUUUUACAUAAAAGGGUUUUCAGCAACCAUGCUGUUGGACUAUUUGGGAAUUGUUAGCCAGCUUUGUGGAAAGUGGGAUUGCAUGUUGGAAAAAAGUGGGGAAUAAAAGGCAAGAGGAAGCAACCGUUUUUUUAUUUAGUUCCCCCCCCCCCCCCACUUUUUAUAUAUAAAUGAAAUGUUGCAUUAAAGCUACUAACUCGCACGCUCACCCUUGGUGGUUUAUUUAUAUAGAUUCAACCUACACUAAUGUCACUAAACGUUUCUUUUUGUGCAAGAGUAAACUGCAUUAACUGCAAAGACCGUACGCAAGCCUUAUCGAUUGCAUUGUAUAACUGGGGUAUCUGCUAAUGUACGGGGCGAGUGCUGACUCGUGGAGGCAGGUGUGUAUCAUUUAGAGCUGUAGGUAUAUAGUGAGCAGAUUUGUUACCUGGUUUAAGAAAAAGGCUAUAACACUAAGCUGUGAUUUCUAAAUAUUGCUUAUAGUUGGAAUUGAGAGUCUUAUGUAAAGAGCUAUAUCUAAUGUGUUUUGGGUUGGAAAUUCACUUGGAUGAUCGAUAAUAAAGAAUGUAACUGCUA
Molecule: messenger RNA, 5977 nt
Organism: Lethenteron reissneri (Far Eastern brook lamprey)
Lineage: Eukaryota; Metazoa; Chordata; Hyperoartia; Petromyzontiformes; Petromyzontidae
Product: E3 ubiquitin-protein ligase arkadia-A-like
Cellular component (GO): nucleus
Molecular function (GO): zinc ion binding; ubiquitin protein ligase activity
Source: RefSeq, a predicted model, not a curated record